AUGCACUCGCACACCAUUUCUUCGAAAGAAAAAACACAGAGCCAUGGCUACUUCAUUGGCUGCAAUGAUGGCGUGCCGAGCUGCAACGCUGCUAGAUUCGCCUCUCUGGCUCUCCACCGUGGCCUCGCUAGCGGCGCUGAUCACCAUUGGCAUGCUAAGGUUGAUUGCUGGAAAGACCCGAUGGGUCCAUCCAAGUGGAAGGAGGAGCACUUCAUGAUUGUCUCUUUAUCUGGCUGGGGUUUGCUUAUCUUGGGAGGGUACAAGUUUUUCACUGGAGGCAAGAAGAACAAUGAAGAGAAACUAGUGGAAGCAACACACUAG
This is a messenger RNA of Fraxinus pennsylvanica, 321 nucleotides long. Lineage: Eukaryota; Viridiplantae; Streptophyta; Magnoliopsida; Lamiales; Oleaceae. The record is from the annotation of a GenBank genome assembly.